UAAGGCUAAUCUAUACCACUACAGCCAUGCAGAGGAAAAAUGUAAGAGCCUCAGGACCUGAAAAGUACACAGAGGCAUUUAUUAAAAAACAGAUUGAAGAGUUCAACCUAGGAAAGAGACAUUUAGCCAACAUGAUGGGAGAAGAUCCAGAAACUUUUACCCAAGAGGAUAUUGAUAGAGCUAUUGCUUAUCUCUUUCCUUCUGGCUUAUUUGACGAACAAGCCAGGCCCAUGAUGAAGCAUCCUUCUGAAAUCUUUCCAGAGCAGAGGAAAAUCCAGUGGGGAGAAGAUGGCCGACCAUUUCACUUUCUUUUUUAUACUGGCAAGCAGUCAUAUUACUCAUUAAUGCAUGAAACAUAUGAAAAAUUGCUAAAUGUUCAGAAAUAUCAAGACGAACUGACAGCUCAAGAUCUUCCUCCUCAGAAGGAAAAGAGAAACCUGGCUGGCACCAGAUGGCUGACUAAGAUUGAAUUGGAAGAAAUGUUGUUAGAAAAACUGUCAGAAGAUGAUUAUUCGAGAUUUAUUCAGCUUUUACAAAAAUUGGUGACAUUGCCAUGUGGUGACAUCGAGGAGAAGUAUAUACAAAAGUUUUCCAAAGAAGUUCCGCAACAGUUGAAAAAGGUAGUUAUUGAGCCUUUGAAGUAUGAUGAGCGAGGAGUGGCCUUCAGCACCAGUGAAGGUACAAGAAAAACCGCAAGAGCUACUGUAGCAGUUUAUGACAAUGGGACUGGAAAAAUUACAGUGAAUGGAAUAGACAUUUUACAUUACUUCCCAGUGCUGCAGGACAGAGAACAGUUGUUGUUCCCUUUCCAGUUUCUUGACAGAAUUGGAAAACACGAUAUGGUUUGCACAGUCUCUGGUGGAGGAAGAUCUGCACAGGCUGGUGCAAUACGUUUAGCCUCUGCAAAAGCCUUGAGGAGUUUCGUGACAGAAAAGGAGGUGGAAUUCAUGAGGCAAGCUGGACUACUAACACUUGACCCACGUGUGAAGGAACGAAACAAGCCUGGUCAAGAGGGACCCAGACGGAAAUUCACCUGGAAAAAGCGAUAAGUUUGAGUAUUCAAAGAAUGACGGAAUGCUACCAGAGUUUCAAAACGCCAGAAUUAUGAUUUUAAACUAUUGUAUAAAUAUAUUCAGUAAUAAAGAUUUUUUUUUUCCAUUAUAA
Opisthocomus hoazin is the source of this 1164-nucleotide messenger RNA. NCBI's taxonomy places the organism in Eukaryota, Metazoa, Chordata, Aves, Opisthocomiformes, Opisthocomidae. The record is from RefSeq and is a predicted model, not a curated record.